This is a messenger RNA of Rhagoletis zephyria (snowberry fruit fly), 1666 nucleotides long. RefSeq lists its product as uncharacterized. Gene Ontology annotation, biological process: motor neuron axon guidance. Lineage: Eukaryota; Metazoa; Arthropoda; Insecta; Diptera; Tephritidae. The record is from RefSeq and is a predicted model, not a curated record.
UAUUGCAGUGCGACAUCUGAAAUCUACGCGCAUUUAGCCAUUAAAAAAUAAUACAAAUCAUCAAAUGUACAAAAAAUGCCAUGGAGCUUUCGAAAAUUCAACAAAGCAUUACAAAGAGAAUUAAUCGAGAAGAAAAAAUCCGAUCUUGAAUGCAAGAAACUAGAAGGAAGCGCAAGAUCCAGAUUAACACUUAAAAGUAAAUGUUGCCAUUGUGAAAGUAUAAAGGGAAAUCGAAAAUUGAAUAUUAGCAGUAGGGAAUUUUUUGGAGGCAGCAAAUGUAACUACUUCGGUGGAAGCAACCGGAAUUUAGAGUAGCAACGCAGUCAGGUGAAAAUUUGUGUGGCAAAGAAAAAAGUUGCACAACUAUAGAUUGUUGCUUUUGUAUAAAAUAAAAUCGAGUGGCUUCGAAAAAGUACUGCACUGAAAAGAUUGAAAUGUGAAAGAGUAGGCGCACCGAUAGGCGGCAGCAAGUGCAAGGACAGCAAAUGGAGCGAACUGGCAAAGUAGCAACGUAGCGACGGCGAAACCUUAGCCGCAAAACGAAUUCUAAAAGAAACUGCGACAGCACGUCACAAUUCCGCUGUAAUAGAAAAAGUUUCACAGCAUUUUUCCACACUUUUUUAAUUUUUGUGCAUGUUUUUGUAUUUUAAAGUGGAGAACAUACUCCUCACACACACCUACAUAUGUAUAUACAUACAUACAUACAUACAUAUGUAUGCAUGUACGAGCAAAGAAAGGCGCAUAGAAUUGACAGCUAAAAAGCUUUAGACGUGAACUAUGCAUUAUUUUCCUGUGGUCGGUCAACGCUAAGCUCGUGCCAUGUUCCGAACCAAGUGCAUAAAAUCGUAUUUUUUUUUUUGUAUAAAUUCCUAAGUGUGUUGUGAAAGAUAUAAAAACUUCUAAAAAUGAAAACACAUAAAUUAUGGAUACCAUGCUCCAUGGGAGUUCAGUUGGCGAGAAGAUGUACAACAACUCAAUCAACUUGGCGUAAAUAUUUGCUGAUUGCCGCCAUAUUUUUCUUUAUACCAGACACCAGCACAGCGUUGAGCAACGUGAGCGUCUCUAUACCGUCAGCCGUUAAACGUGGCGAUAAUGCUAUCUUAAUCUGCAAUUACAACCUGGAAUAUGACAAUCUAUACACUGUUAAAUGGUAUCGCGGACGACGCGAAUUUUAUCGCUACACGCCGAAAGAGAAUCCGGCAUUGAAGAUUUUCCCUGCUAGCGGCGGAUAUACAGUGGAUCGGAAAAUCUUUUAUUCUCUCUUUUUCCAUGUUGCAGACUACCCAUCGGCCGCAACAGCAAAAACGAAGCUAGUGCGUGAAUCGCAACUACUUUCCACUGCCGCUUUUUUACUCAUCACCGCAAUCAACAGCCUUUUGGCGCCCACAAUAGAAGCAAUUAUGCAAGUAGGCGAUGGAAGUCAUCCAGAGACUGCAACCGAACGAGGAAAAAAUGCCACCGAAAAUCAAAUUAUUUGUCAGCACUGCCCAGAAAACGCAGAUGGAGAGCGAGAGCGAAUCACAAAUAGUUCUAGCGAAGAGAGUGCAAUAGUAAUGGAUGGGUUGAUGCACAGAACGCGGUGAUAAGCUGCAAUUGAGUGAAUUAAAAUUAUUAAUUAUAUUAUAUACAACAAAAAAAGUAUGAAUAAAGCGAAUUCAAAAAUUAA